AUGACCCAUCAAAUCCACUCCAAUUCUACAAGACUUGCCAGUCUGGGGAGGGAUGCCUUCAACUUCUUCGAGCAGGUCCUCCAAAUCUUUACAGAGGACAAUCCUUCUGACCGAUUGUCUCCCCAAAAUCACUCUUCGUUUCUCCGAGAAUAUGAGCGAUUUAAAAUUUGGGCCGUGGAUCUUGGGUUAUUGGUACCAGGCCACGGCUCCCUCGACUACCGCCUUCGCGAGGCGGAGAGUCUAGCCCGCACCUUCGAAACCCACCUGUCUGAUUUGAAUCGAUAUUUGGAAGAAACAACUGUAUUCGGAGACUCGAAGAAGCUACAAGCGGAAAACGUCGAUGCAAUUCUGGCACGGAUCGAAAACAUCUCCGAAGGCGAGCAGGACAAUGAAGCGGCUAUUUCAGAGGACGACAGCGAAGAUGAAGAGCAUGAGCCGCAGUGGUAUAUAGAUCUCCUGCUAGCAAGCGUCAUAGACGUGAUUGAUCACCUAUUCAGAUUGUCAACGCUCAUCAGGAACCCAUCCAGAAGACUCGCCUCCUCCAAGGCCAAACUCUUUCAGCACAUUGACGAGGACUCCGGUGUCGACCUGAUCAACGCUUUUGGACACUACGAUCACGACUAUGUUCUCUCAGUCUUUCGUGACUAUCAGUCAAAAGUCCCAGACGAAAUCCAUCAACAGAACAUUGGUGCUCUACAGACAACCGAUCACGACGCUGAAACGUGGCACAGCGUCGAGAACUGCACACUCUGUAAAUCAGGCAUGGAGAUUGCCGAAGAAAUAUCUUCAAUCAAUCCAGAUGACCAAAAUAGUGGCCAAAACAGUGUCGGAGGCGAAGGAAUAGCACCAUUCCUCAUUCAUCGGAUUGCGCGCGCCAACAUUCUGAGACGACAACAAUUCGGUUACUGGAAGGAGCAUCGCGGCAAGCUUGUAAAACAUACAGAGCUAGCCUUGGAGCAAAGAAGACCAGCAACCAGGCCUGUCGAUCACAACGUUUCCAAAGAUUUUGAUAUGGGAAACAAAGGGGGCGAAAGAACUGUUCUAAAGCUUACCGAUCUUCUGGCACCUCCCACCGUGACAACAGCGACCACACUGCAACCUACUUCCAUAAGCUUGACAGAUAACAAGUCAGUAACUUCUGUUUCGGAAUAUGCUCCUUCAGACUGGGGCCCAGGUCGUGAAGUCGUUGAAUUCCCACCGCCGCCAAAAAGACCGGCCGGCGAGAAAUUCUUCGAGUGCCCCUAUUGUUUUACAAUCUGCCCCAGGCAAAUGCUCACAGAGAAGGCAUGGAAGGCCCACUUAAUCCACGACCUGCGACCAUAUAUCUGCACCUACCCUGCUUGUAAAACCGCGAGCCAACUAUACGACACACGCCGAGCUUGGAUUGAACACGAAAAUAGUUUCCACAGAAAACAAUGGCGCUGUCCUGAUCAUGUUGAUUUGCUUUACCCUUCGAUUGAUGCAUAUGUGGAGCACAUCAAAACUGAGCAUGAGAAUGAGGCGAUGUUUCUAUGCUCUGAAAUCCAUCUUCGUGCCAGCGAAUCUUUCUCCUCGGCUGCAGAUAGACCCUGUCCCAUCUGCUUUUUCUCUCCCACCGACACAAAGUCAUUGCAGUCCCAUCUUGCUUCUCACUUGGAACGAUUGGCGCUCUUCUCUCUCCCUCGUUCUACCGACGAUGACGAGGCUGAUAAUGGUGAAGCGGAAUCUGCCGUUGCGGUCGGGGAAGUGCAAUACUCCCGUGACGGGGAUUCUGAAUCAUCAGUCGGGCUCGGGGACGAAUGGGACAACCUCUUGGAAGCUGUCGACAUUGGUGACAAUGAAAGGGUGCAGUUUAUCUUGCGUAACGGGGAUGGAGAUGAGAGUUCUCAUGCGACAGAACUUGAGCAUGCUCUGAUCAAGGCUGCAGGAGGUGGCCAAUUGGGAAUUGUGCGGACACUGCUUGACCAUGGAGUAAACAUCGAGGCGCGCGGGCCAUACGAGCACUGGGAGCGGACGCCCCUGAUGGCAGCUUCGGCAGAAGGUCGCGUGGAUGUGGUGCGACUGCUAUGUGAUCGUGGUGCUGACAUCGACGCUUGCAAUGAGAGUGAAAGUGCACUUGUGUCAGCGUCUGAGAAGGGGCAUAUUGACGUGGUUCGACUUCUGUUAGACAAAGGUGCAUCUGUCGACAAAAGUGGUGAGCAUGGACGAACCCCUCUGUUUCAGGCAGCGGCUGAAGGCCAUGAUGAGGUGGUACGGCUGCUCCUGUACAGAGGAGCAAAUAUCAAUGCCGUGGCUGAUGAAUCCCCCCUCCAGGCGGCCUCGAUAAGCGGCCGCGAAACUGUAGUAGACAUCCUGCUGAAUGCGGGGGCUGAUGUCAACUGGAAACAUACAUAUACUGCUCUGCAAGUGGCAGCGGAGAUGGGUAGAGACAAAAUUUUAAAAAAGUUGUUGGAGGCAGGCGCCGAUCCCAAUGCUCGAGGCACUGAAGGUACCACCGCGCUCAUCUUGGCUGCAGGGGAAGGAGAAGCAGAUACUGUCAGGCUGCUUCUCGAAGCAGGAGCUGACAUAAAUGGGGCAAAUGCUCAGAAUGAGACCGCACUCCAUUUGGCAUCUAGAAAAGGCCAUGAGGCCGUGGUGAAGUUGCUGAUAGAAGCUGGAGCAGACCUGGAGAAGUCCAAUAAGCGAAGUGGUACCGCUAUUCAGGCAGCGAGGAAGACAGGCCAUGCCAACAUUGUUCAGAUUCUUCGAAAUGCAGGCGCAAGCGAGCAGCCCAAAGACUAUCAUAUGGAUGAUUUGAUCCAAUACGGCCCCGUCACCAAGCCGAAGAUGUCAAAUCCGUCUCCACCGACUCUCCCCCGGUCUUGGACAAUUCAGUUGCACAAUGACAAGGCAGAGAAUCUUAACCUUUCUCUGGUUCAUGAUAUUGCGCAAGACUCGGUAGUGGCUUGCGUGAACUUCUCCAGAGACGGAAGGUAUCUCGCUGUCGGACUUUGUCGGAGUGCUCGGAUCUUCGACCUCGAAGACAUGUCGAAUGUCACCGAGCUUGAACAUGGGUCUGCUGAUGACGCAGAUCUAUUUGUGCGCUCGGUCUGCUUUUCGCCGGAUGGUAAGUUUCUUCUGACUGGUGCAGGUGAUCUUACGCUUCGUCUGUGGGAAGUUGAAACCCACCAAUUGAAGAGAGCGAUUCCUGGUUAUUCGAUGGACAUAUAUGCUGUCGCUUUCUCUCAGGAUGGCCGCAUCUUCGCGUCAGCGUCGGGCGACGGAGAUAUUCUUCUAUACGAUUGCGACACCGGAUCCAACAUCUCGAGGUUCACUCACGACGAAGGUGCUACGUCUGUCUCAUUUUCCCCAGAUGGGCGAUAUGUCGCGGUAGGCGGGCUUGACAAAAAAGUUUGUCUGAUCUCGCUGGAAGAAGAGAGGCUCUUUCGUUUACCACAGGAUUAUGGACACCAGGAUUCUGUGAUAAGCGUAGCAUUUUCCAGAAGUGGCGAUAAAAUAUUCAGCGCUAGUCUGGACCGAACUAUCCUAUGCUGGGGCUUGGUGACGGACUCAGACGAUUGGUAUGUCUGGACGCGAGAAAUGACUGGACACGAGGACUAUGUGCUCUCAGUUGCGGAAACAGGAGACGCACAAUGGAUCGUAUCGGGCUCGCGGGACAAGACUGUGCGAAUCUGGAGUAGCGACACCGGGGAGCCACAGGCCACCUUGAAAGGUCACAAGAACUCUGUAGUCUCGGUGGCGACAUGCCCAAGCAAAAGGUUGAUAGCGACAGGAUCAGGAGACAUGACGUUCACGAUAUGGGGCUAUGAUUGA
This is a messenger RNA of Rhinocladiella mackenziei CBS 650.93, 3792 nucleotides long. RefSeq lists its product as uncharacterized. NCBI's taxonomy places the organism in Eukaryota, Fungi, Ascomycota, Eurotiomycetes, Chaetothyriales, Herpotrichiellaceae. The record is from RefSeq and is a predicted model, not a curated record. The transcript is spliced from 2 exons. Bases 1 to 3792 code for a protein of 1263 amino acids. Gene Ontology annotation, molecular function: protein binding.